Messenger RNA from Centropristis striata (black sea bass), 1276 nucleotides. RefSeq lists its product as uncharacterized. NCBI's taxonomy places the organism in Eukaryota, Metazoa, Chordata, Actinopteri, Perciformes, Serranidae. Gene Ontology annotation, molecular function: ATP:ADP antiporter activity. The record is from RefSeq and is a predicted model, not a curated record. Gene Ontology annotation, cellular component: mitochondrial inner membrane. The transcript is spliced from 4 exons. Gene Ontology annotation, biological process: mitochondrial ADP transmembrane transport; mitochondrial ATP transmembrane transport. Bases 102 to 998 code for a protein of 298 amino acids.
AAUCGGCCAUUUCGUCGGUGUAGGCCAUCAGCUGUAGAGGGCAGUGGGGGUUAAUAUCGAGUUUACUGGUAACCUGAAAGGCACACUAACAACAUCCAACCAUGAAUGAGACAGCUAUCUCCUUCGCCAAGGAUUUCUUGGCCGGUGGUAUCUCCGCCGCCAUCUCCAAAACAGCCGUCGCCCCCAUCGAGAGAGUGAAGCUUCUCCUUCAGGUCCAGCAUGCCAGUAAGCAGAUCACGGCGGAUAAGCAGUACAAGGGUAUCAUGGACUGCGUCACCCGUAUCCCCAAGGAGCAGGGGUUCCUUUCCUUCUGGAGAGGUAACCUUGCCAAUGUCAUCAGAUAUUUCCCCACCCAGGCCCUCAACUUCGCCUUCAAGGACAAGUACAAGAAGAUCUUCCUUGAUGGCGUCGACAAGCGAGCCCAGUUCUGGAGGUACUUCGCCGGUAACUUGGCGUCUGGUGGUGCCGCCGGAGCCACUUCCCUCUGCUUCGUGUACCCCCUCGAUUUCGCCCGUACCCGUCUGGCUGCUGAUGUGGGAAAGGCUGGUGCCGGCAGAGAGUUCAAUGGUCUGGGAGACUGCCUGGUGAAGAUCUUCAGGUCCGAUGGCCUCAAGGGUCUGUACCAGGGCUUCAAUGUGUCUGUGCAGGGCAUCAUCAUCUACAGGGCUGCAUACUUCGGCAUCUAUGACACAGCUAAGGGUAUGCUUCCAGACCCCAAGAACACCCACAUAUUGGUGAGCUGGAUGAUUGCACAGAGUGUGACAGCUGUUGCUGGCCUGACCUCAUACCCCUUCGACACUGUCCGUAGACGUAUGAUGAUGCAGUCCGGACGCAAAGGAGCUGACAUCAUGUACUCCGGGACCAUCGACUGCUGGCGUAAGAUCGCACGUGAUGAGGGCGGCAAAGCUUUCUUCAAGGGAGCCUGGUCCAACGUGCUCAGAGGCAUGGGCGGCGCCUUCGUGCUGGUGUUGUACGAUGAGCUGAAGAAAGUCAUGUAAUUCGUCAUAUUGUCACGUCACUGUCCAAUUUGGCUAAAUGUAAUAACUCUCCAUUUCUAUGGACUCUGCAUUCUGCCUUAUUUAUGGGAACAAACUUUAGUGUCUCACCCCUAGCUGUGGGCGAUGGCUGUACGUUGUGCAUCUUUAUGAUUUUAAAACGUUCCACACCCUCUUUACCAAUGUCAUUCCUGUUAAAGAAAUCUGAUACCUCCUCCUGUCAUUCACUAGGUUUGUAUGGUUCCAACUUGAAUAAAUAUAUUCUGGGGAACAAACUUAAA